AUGCGCCAUGUCCGGGACACCUGCAAAACCCUACCUGCUGUCGUGGCUGCGCGGCACGCACCGCUAGUGGCACCGCGCCGCUGGCCGUCCAGCGGCAGCGUGCUGCGCGGCGCGCGCUUUGCUUCUGCGCUCACGGAGGUGCAGUCCCUGACCAAGGAGCAGCCGGACUCAACAGCGCCGCCGCCGCACGUGCACGCGCCCGAUACCGUCGUCCUCGACGUCGGCAACAUGAAGUGCGGCGGCUGCUCCGCCGCGGUGAAGCGCAUGCUCGUCGCUCAGCCGGGCGUGGCGGCGGCGGCGGUCAACCUGUUGACCGAGACGGCCGCCGUCCAGUUCAGCGGCGACGCCGCCGUCCUGGGGCCCGCGGCUGCAGAGCUGCUCACCUCCAAGGGCUUCCCUGCAAAGAUCAGGACCCCGGAGAAUGCCGCGAUCGACUCGGACGCAGCCGAGGCGAAGCGGCAGGAGGAGGCGCGCCGCAGCAACCUUAACCUGGCGGUGGCCUGGGGCCUCGUGCUGAUCUGCUGCAGCCACCACGCGGGCCACGUGCUGCACGCGCUCGGGUACCACCAGUUCGCCCACUCGGCCUUCAUGGACGCGAUGGGCCAGCCGCUGGUCAGCGGCGCACUCGGCGCGUUUGCGCUGCUGGGGCCCGGACGCAGGCUCCUGAUCGACGGCUUCCGGGCGCUGUGGCUGGGCAACCCCAACAUGAACUCCCUCGUCGGCGUCGGCUCGACGGCCAGCUUCCUCGUGGGCGCCGCCAGCUUCCUGGUGCCUUCCCUGGGGCUGGACACCGGCUUCCUGGAGGAGCCCGUGAUGCUGCUGGCCUUCGUCCUCCUGGGCCGCGCCCUCGAGUCCCGGGCCAAGGUGCAGGCCGCCUCUGACCUGAAGGCCCUCGCCCACCUCAUCCCCGCCACGGCGCGGCUGCAGCUCGACCCCGGCGCCGCGCCGGGCGCCAAGCCCGGGGCCGACGGGCGGGGGCCGGCGGUGGAGUACAUCCAGGUGUCUACGCGGUCAGUGAGGGCCGGCGACGUCGUGCGGGUCCUGCCAGGCGAGCGCGUCCCAGUUGAUGGCGAGGUGCUGGAGGGCCAGGCCGCACUGGACGAGUCCAUGCUCACAGGGGAGAGCGUGCUGGUGGCCAAGUCAGUGGGCAGCCGCGUGUCGGGCGGCACCGUCUGCUACGAGGGGCCGCUCACCAUCCGCGCCACCACCACUGGCGCAGACUCGACGCUCGCAGGCAUCGGCCGGCUGGUCGCCGAGGCGCAGUCGCGCGAGGCGCCCGUGCAGCGGCUCGCCGACUCGGUUGCGGGGCGCUUCUGCUACGGCGUCAUGGCGGCGUCGGCCGCCACCUUUGCAUUCUGGCAGUUUAUCGGCACGGAUCUCUUCCCCUCCGCGCUCGCCGCCGCCCCCAACGGCACCGCCCUCCUGCUCAGCAUAAAGCUCGCAGUGGACGUCCUCGUCGUCGCCUGCCCCUGCGCCCUGGGCCUUGCGACGCCCACCGCCGUCCUCGUCGCAUCCUCGAUGGGCGCCCGCCGCGGCCUGCUGCUGCGCGGCGGCGACGUGCUCGAGCGCGUCGCCGGGGUCCAGGCCGUCGUGUUGGACAAGACGGGGACGCUCACGCAGGGGAAGCUGCAGCUCUCGUCCGUCCGGCUCCCGCCCGGCGCCGACGCGGCCGGCGACAGCGACCGCGUCGUGUCGCUUGCAGCGGCCGUCGAGGCGUCGACGCGGCACCCGCUCGCGGACGCGGUCGCGGCGGCCGCGGCGGCGCGGGGGCUCGCGCUCCCCCGGGUCUCGUCGCCGUCGACGGUGCCCGGCUGCGGCGUGCGGGCCGAGGUUGACGGCGAGCCCGUCCUCGUCGGCCGCGCCGGCUGGGUGCUCGAGCAGCUGCCGGCGUCCGAGGCGGAAGCUGCUCAGCAGCUGCUCGCGGCGGGCGGGGCGGAGGGCGUGGAGAAGCAGACAGUGGUGGUGGUGGCGGCGGGGGGGCGCGUGCUGGGCGUGCUGGGCUUCAAGGACACCCUGCGGCCAGACGCAAUCAGCACAGUGGCGGCGCUGCAGGCGAUGGGCAUCAGGGUUCAUCUCCUCUCCGGUGACGACGACGCGACAGCCCAGGCGGUGGCCACGCAGGCCGGCAUCGCGGCGGGCGACGCGCGGGGGGGCAUGUCGCCCGCGGACAAGCUCGAGGCGAUCCGGCAGAUGCAGGCGGCCGGCAUCAAGGUGGCUAUGGUAGGCGAUGGCGUCAACGACGCGCCGGCGCUGGCGGCGGCCGACGUGGGCAUCGCUUUGAAGGGCGGGCUGGACGCUGCGGGGGAGGCGGCGUCUGUGGUGCUCAUGGGGGACCGCCUGGGGCAGUUUUCAAGAUGA
Monoraphidium neglectum is the source of this 2358-nucleotide messenger RNA. RefSeq lists its product as hypothetical. Bases 1 to 2358 code for a protein of 785 amino acids. Gene Ontology annotation, molecular function: copper ion binding; P-type divalent copper transporter activity; ATP binding. The record is from RefSeq and is a predicted model, not a curated record. Gene Ontology annotation, biological process: copper ion homeostasis; monoatomic cation transport. Gene Ontology annotation, cellular component: membrane. The transcript has 13 exons. NCBI's taxonomy places the organism in Eukaryota, Viridiplantae, Chlorophyta, Chlorophyceae, Sphaeropleales, Selenastraceae.